Molecule: messenger RNA, 2571 nt
Organism: Malaya genurostris
Lineage: Eukaryota; Metazoa; Arthropoda; Insecta; Diptera; Culicidae
Product: paired box protein Pax-7-like
Exons: 7
Coding region: 501-2165 (554 amino acids)
Biological process (GO): regulation of transcription by RNA polymerase II
Cellular component (GO): nucleus
Molecular function (GO): sequence-specific double-stranded DNA binding; DNA-binding transcription factor activity, RNA polymerase II-specific
Source: RefSeq, a predicted model, not a curated record
CGGUUUGGAUGGACUUUUGAAUGCGGUUCAGGUGGAACUAAGUUAGGAUAGACCACAGUUGGAAAGUUUUUUUGUAAAGCGAAAAAGUUUUUUGGCAUCGUCAGAAACAGACAUGAAUUAACGAUGGACAGUAACAGAACCGAUGAGCGGAGAACGAGUGAAGUGCUGAUUCAAUAACUUACCUGCAGCCGGAGUGAGGUUACAUAUGGGAAAAGUUUCUUCAGUAACGAAGGACAGUUUGUCUUCGGAUGUGGACAAUUUUCAUACGGAUACACAGUUGAUAUUUAUACUUACAGUGAGAAGGAACAUGAAUAAUGAAAUAAACAGUUUUAACAGGUUCUUGAACAAUAUUUUCUUUUCUAGCAACGAAACUAACAGUCAUGAAUAAUCUAAUUCGUUGAAGAGCUAGAUGUGACAACAAAAAUUAUCGUAAAGAAAGUACAUUAUAAUUAAUAUCAUCUGAACUAGCAACAGAAAAGUGAAAAACCAUAUAUAAGAAAAUGGAACAGUUAGCUCACUUUGUAACGAAGUCCUUCGAGUUCAACAAUAGUCGUGUUCUGGACAUACUCAAUAUGACCGCCGGUGGACGGCUGGGGGAAGAUUUCCUCGGUCGGACCAAUGAUCUAGAAUUGCAAUCGAAUAACAGUAGCAGUGCAAGUGUAGGAGAAUGCGGUGAUGUAGAGGAGGAAAUUCAAGGACAUACCGUAGAUCAACGGAAAGCGACCAAAGUAGUAGCCGGUGUGAACUACCGCAAUGCAGCAGAUGACAACGAUGACGACGAAGGGUCUAUCGACAUCGAAAUAACGGAUUUAUCCUACAGUACGGCUGGAACGAACAGCACUGGGCAUGAUGGAAAUGGUCAUACUACAGUACCGUCGGUUGUGUACAAUAGAUUUAGUGUGUUGAACAAUAACAAUGACGACGUAGUGAAUAAUCGUAAUGAAACUAGUGUAAUUAAGAAAUUCGACAAUAAGAUCGAUGAACGUGAACAUUCAGAUGAGAUGGGAAUGGAAAAAUAUGCAACACGAAUGCCGAUCAAUAAAAGAAAUGUGCCGAAAAACUGGUUGAUUGCAGAUCUGGUAGAGGAAAAGGAAGACAAGACAGGAAAGACGAAACAGGACGUUGCCUUAAACCUGGUUCGUUCUGAAAAUGAAGCCAACUUCAAGUCAUCCGAAGUGAAUCCUCUACUUCGACCGAAACCCGCCUCUGAGUUACUGAAGCAAAGCGUAGACCUAAUCAAUGGUCACGGUUACCCGACGCUGCCACCUGCACCUACUCCAACCCUACCGACAUACACUCGCACCGACAGUAACGCCCAUCACACCCACGCUACCAACACCGAUAACGACUCCGACACAGACAAACGAGAAUCAACAUCAUCCCCGGACGACCACCAGGACGAUUCGAAUGAGCCGGCCGGGACGAGUGCCUGUGACGAAAAGCUGAAAUCCUCUCCGGUUCCCUCGGAUUCCGUACUGAGCGGGCAUGGUUUAUCCACUUUGGCCAACAACAAGCAGCGACGGUCACGAACCAACUUCACCUUGGAACAACUGAACGAACUGGAACGGCUGUUCGAAGAAACCCACUACCCGGAUGCGUUCAUGAGGGAAGAGCUCAGUCAGCGCCUGGGAUUGAGCGAAGCGAGGGUGCAAGUUUGGUUCCAAAACAGACGUGCCAAAUGUCGGAAACACGAGAACCAACUACAUAAAGGCAUCAUUCUCUCCAGCCAUAGCCCACCGGUGACAACUCCACUGGAACCGUGCCGGAUAGCACCAUACGUGAAUGUUCCUUCGUUGCGAGGUUCUUCUGUUAAUGUGGGUGUCGCAUCUGCCGUUGCACCUCCGACUGGAGUAAACGCUGCAACCGCCCAUCCAGGAUUUCCGGCUGCUGCCUUCUCUGCGUUUGAUACAGCUUUUAUUUCUGCUGCUGCGCAUCAGUACGCGGCUGCGCUGUCCUCCGGUACUGUUCCAACGGGGCUGUUCUCGUUAUCUCAAUACCGCCCGACGACAAGUGGAUUGGCGGCAGCAGCGGUGGCGGCUGCGGCAUCGGCCUCCCUUCCCGGUUUCACUGUAGCGCAUGAUAAAAACUCCAGCAUCGUGGACCUCCGACUAAAGGCAGAGAAGCAUAAGGAAAACCAAAAGAAAAUUGUAAAUAAUGUAUCGUAAAGGUGGCGGAAAGGAACGGAGAUAGUAUCCCAAAUCAGAACCCUUGUCAAAGCAUCCUGUCAGUAUGGCAGGAUGUGUGCAAUUUAUAUAUAUCCGAAAUUCUCACGUGGAGCUUUUAUAUUUCGUGAAUUAAUGACACUUCAAAAGAGUAAUUAGACUAAUAGUAUCACGCAUACAGCAUUCAAUUACCAGACUCUAAGAUGUAAAAAAUAAGUUGAAUAAAUAAAAUAAAGCUAAUGUUGAGAAAACGGCAAACACUACAAUAAUGAUAUCGACGAUAAAAAUGUCGAUGGACGCGAUUUAUUUCGGAUGAAUGCUAAGAGCCACAAUAUACGUAGAUUGUGAAAUAUUUGUAAAAAAAAACAAAGCUGGUUCAAAUAAAUUAUGUACAAUAUCGAAAUUGGAA